Molecule: messenger RNA, 741 nt
Organism: Procambarus clarkii (red swamp crayfish)
Lineage: Eukaryota; Metazoa; Arthropoda; Malacostraca; Decapoda; Cambaridae
Source: RefSeq, a predicted model, not a curated record
AUGAUGUUGGUGUUGACUGCGUUGUGUUUAUCAACUGUGGUAGGAGCUGAGAGCCAGGAGACUUACUCCAGUGGUGACCAACAAUUUGUUUCAAGAGGUUCUUACGAGCAACGUGGAACAAAGUACGACUACAAGUGGGCCGUCAAUGAGGAAUCGUCAAACGCUGAGUUUGAUCAUAAGGAAGCCCGUGACGACAACAAUAUCAAAGGGUCGUACUCCGUGCAGCUUCCCGACGGUCGUGUCCAGACCGUGACUUACUACGUGAAUGGUGACUCUGGUUACGUGGCCGAGGUCACCUACCAGGGCGAGGCUCGCUACCCAGAGUCUGAUGAGGCUCCUGUUUACACUCCACCCAGGCCUCGGUACUCAGCCCCUGAGUCAAAAGAGUCUGAUGAGGCUCCUGUUUACAUUCCACCAAGGCCUCGGUACUCAGCCCCUGAGUCAAAAGAGUCUGAUGAGGCUCCUGUUUACAUUCCACCCAGGCCUCGAUACUCUGUCCCUGAAGCAAAAGAGCUCCAAGAGACUCCUGUUUUGACCACCCCAAGGCCUCGUUCCUCUGCCGAUGAGCCUGAAGUUCCAGUAAAGACUCCACCAAGGUUCCCAUAUACUGCCCCAGAGUCUAAUGAAUCUCCUGAGGCUCCUAUUUACACCCUACCGAAGCGCCUGUACACUGCUCUUGACUCUAAUGAGUCAAACUAAUCCCUUUGGCUUAAAAAAAUCUAGAAUAAAUCUAUUUAUUUA